GUGCCGCACAUGUAUUCCCUUUCUUUGCUCAAUAAAUAAAUCUGAAAUCUGAUGGAACCAAAUAUUUUUGACAAUGCGACGGUCCCUGGAUAAGUUUCAAUUGACUCGGAUAAACAUCAGCUGAUAGUUGCCUACAGGAAUGUCAAACAUUUUAGAACUUAGGCCGGGAAGUGGUUCCGACCGUUCAAUUUCUGAUGAUUAUGCGAAAGUGACCGAAAUUCCAAGGAUACCUGCCGAGGAGCUAUCUUACAAUGACUUCUUCUGGAAUUGCAUGCAGCCGAAUAGGCCGGUGAUACUAACCUCGGUGGCGGACAAUUGGAAGUGCUCCAGUGAUUGGAUUACGAAUGGAAGAGUUGACUUGGAUUGUUUGGAGGCGGAGAUCGGAAACGAUCCUGUUCCUGUUGCCAAUUGCUCGAAAGUAUAUUUCAACAGUCAUGAGAAAAGCGAAAUCCCCUUUCGAGAAUAUUGUCAGUAUUGGAAGACCCGAAAGGAUUCGUCAGAAAUUCUCUACCUGAAAGACUGGCAUCUCAAGGCAGCCCGUCCCAGCUACGAUUACUACAACGUCCCGAAAUAUUAUGCUUCGGAUUGGCUGAAUGAGUACUUAAUCGACACAAAUAAAGAUGACUACAGAUUUGUUUAUAUUGGGCCAGAAGGAUCAUGGACUCCAUUUCACGCCGACGUCUUCUCGUCAUUCAGCUGGUCUACAAACAUAGUCGGCACCAAAAAAUGGCUCCUCCUCCCACCCGGUGAGGAGGACAAACUGAAAGACUCCCACAACAAUGACCCGUUCAGUAUCAGCGAAGAACUCCUAGAUAAGCACAAGGUUCGCUACUCCACAGUCAUCCAGCAACCAAGCGAGUCGAUUUUCGUUCCAUCCAAGUGGUAUCACCAAGUCUGGAACGUCACCGACACUAUUUCCGUGAAUCACAAUUGGUUCAACGGAUGCAAUAUUCAUGUGAUAUGGGAGAGUCUCCGGAAGAAUCACCAGAACGUGGUUGAGGAGAUAUCUGACUGCAAGGACAUGGAUAAUUUCAACGAGCAUUGCCAAGUUAUGUUGAAGUCAGUAUUUGGGCUUGAUUUUAAUGAUUUUAUUGAUAUAUUGGAACAUGUUGCGAAGAAGCGAAUGAGUGGGGAGCCGAAUAUUAUGUUUGAUGAGUACGAGUUGAAUCUAUGUCAUAAGGAAUACGAUCUGGAACGGAUUACGUCCAUUUUGAAGGACAUAUCAUGUGAUGCAAGCUCUAAGGCUGUUAGCAGGGUGGAAAGUAGAUGCUCUAAGCUUCUACAAUUGAUUAAUGAAUUUGAAAUAAAAUGA
Messenger RNA from Hermetia illucens (black soldier fly), 1312 nucleotides. It is a transcript of the gene JMJD4, whose product is annotated as 2-oxoglutarate and iron-dependent oxygenase JMJD4 homolog. Gene Ontology annotation, biological process: negative regulation of gene expression; positive regulation of translational termination; protein hydroxylation. Lineage: Eukaryota; Metazoa; Arthropoda; Insecta; Diptera; Stratiomyidae. The record is from RefSeq and is a predicted model, not a curated record. The transcript is spliced from 3 exons. Gene Ontology annotation, cellular component: nucleus; cytoplasm. The coding region runs from base 140 to 1312 and encodes 390 amino acids. Gene Ontology annotation, molecular function: histone H4R3 demethylase activity; sequence-specific DNA binding.